Siniperca chuatsi (mandarin fish) is the source of this 3906-nucleotide messenger RNA. Its product is annotated as phosphoinositide 3-kinase regulatory subunit 6. Gene Ontology annotation, biological process: positive regulation of MAP kinase activity; G protein-coupled receptor signaling pathway. The transcript has 22 exons. The record is from RefSeq and is a predicted model, not a curated record. Gene Ontology annotation, cellular component: phosphatidylinositol 3-kinase complex, class IB. Lineage: Eukaryota; Metazoa; Chordata; Actinopteri; Centrarchiformes; Sinipercidae. The coding region runs from base 169 to 2589 and encodes 806 amino acids. Gene Ontology annotation, molecular function: 1-phosphatidylinositol-3-kinase regulator activity.
CCCCCACCUCUCCCUCUGCAGCUGACAGCUACCCAUGUCCACCUCCAUACUGAGAUGCUCCUUGGUCUAUAUGUAAGAGACGACGAGGCCCAUCUGUGUCAGUAGACUCCAUGCUAUCCUGGGUUGGGGAUUUCCAAUCAAUUGAUAGACCCACAAUGCAUGUGAGACAUGACCAACAAGACGCCCUGGGAUAACUCGAGCAGUAUGUGCAGCAUGGAUCCAACAGCCGGCUGCUCCCCCACAGUUCCUGAGCCAGAGCUCUAUCGCAGCAUCCAGGCUGUGCUGCCCAGGGACACGGACAGCCAGCAGCACCCAGACUGUUUCAACAAAGGCAUGCUGAGAUGGACGCUUCAUAAGAAGGUUCUAAACAAUCCUGCCAACAGCUUAUCUCUGAUAUGGGUGCUGAUAAAAGAGCUGGAGAAGGCUGAGAGAUGGGACUCUCGUAAAUGCAUCAUCCCUCUGCUCCACACACUGAUGUAUGCCAUCAUUCAGACAGCCUACAUUCCAGAUGAGCUGUACAAGCGGCUUUACGACUUUUGCAAGAGACUCCUGACAUACCCUCAUCCCUACUGCACCGUAGGCCUCAGCUACACGAGACAGAUAAAAAUUGAGCGCUCCAUUCCAGGUCUGAUGUACCAAAGGAUGGUCACAGCAGAGCAGAGGCUAAAAAAUGAGCACUAUCCCUUUCAAGAUAGGGUCUUUGUGCUGGCUGACCCAGAAGUCUUCUCUGGUUCUUUGGGACAAGUCCUGUUGGGUGAUAUUGAGGCAUCUGCUUCAGCUUCAGGUGGAUCUCUAAGUCCUCUAGAUCACAUGCGCAGUGUGGUGCAACACUCCAUACAGGCUGCUUUAGGAACAGAGCAUUGCCACGGGCAGAAACUGGCUCGAGCCCUAAAGGACAUGGGUCAAGACGUUGAGCCGUAUUUUCAGGAAGUGUUGGCGACCCUAGAGCAGAGUGUGGAGGAGGGCGGCAGAGGGGAGGGGGGAGCGCUGAGGAGCCGUCUUCAGCAGCUGUACAACGAGAUCAUCGCCUACACAGAAUCAGAGCCAUUGUCCAGUGGACCACUGCGUGACUGCCCUCUUCCUAACCCAGAGAUGAGCUUCCACCUGUGGACGGAGGAGCUGGAUAUCUGGCGAGAGCUGGCCAAGUGGUUUCGAUCCAGCUCCACGUCGGAGCAGUUCUCCCUCAGUCUGGAGCAGGAGGACUUUGAGCUGGGUGAGUCGCCAGGUGACCUGAUGCCAUCUGACAUGACUCGCUUCUCCAUCAUGUCCAACGACAGUGGCAUCGAGAGAGACCUGCCCCUCAGUGCUGAUCCCUCCCCAUUGUCACUAUCUCUGGACACUGCCAGCUUGAGGGCAUCAUGGGAACAAUGCAAAAGUGAGCAAGAGUCAUCGAAGCUGUCACGGCGUGGAGGCAUCAAGAUGAAACCAUCUAUGAAGGACAGUAUGGUGCUGAUGCAGGACACCCUGGAGGACCACACAAGCCUCGGAGGAGGAGGAGGAGGAGGAGGAGGAAGUGGAGGGAGGGGCGGAAGAAGAGGGGCGACUCUGCAGAGGCGGGCAGGAAACAGCACGAUGCAGAACCCCUUCCCCAAGCAGCAGAGAAACUUUACUGCCAGGAUAGUUGUCAUGGGGGAUGACAGGGUAGUGGGCCGCCUGGCCAAGGCCUACUACAUCUUCAGAAAAAGGGAAGCACGGAGGCUUUUUCUUACAAUGAAAGUCAACCUCCAGUUUUACUACAUCCCUGUUUGCAGGGCUGCAAAUCCCCUCUCCUCUGCCAAGGAAAACCUCCAUCAAUUCAAGGGGAAUCCCUGCACUCUUGGUUCCUACUUGAGCAUGGUGGACCCAUGGUACAACUCGAACAUCAAGAGUUUAGGCUGCAUGAUCCCCAAACUGGCUGAGAUGCAACAGGCGAACCCAGGGAAGCCAAAAGAGCCCUUUGUGUCUGAUGUUAUUUCCUACUACGUUCGUACCGGCCAGCAGCCUGUCUACUUCGGUAUCUACUUUGUUAAGAUCACAUUCACCAGCAUGACAAGGGAUCCUGUGGAAGAUGUUUUUCUUACCCAUCUAGAAAUGGAGUUUCCUGAGUUCAGACAGAUCUCAGCGUCAAUUAGAGAUAAACCGAAGAAGAGCUCAGCGGAGGCAUGCGGAGCUGUUGUCUCAAUGAAUUACAGAAAGGUGACAUUAAGUGGCCGAGACAUUGACAAAGGAAUCUCAGUCAGGACAUCAGGCGCUCAGAUCAACGCUAUUCCCUCCGAUGAAGCAGAAGAUCUGAACUGUUUGACACUGACAUUGAAUGAAUCGCUGACAAAAACUAAAAACAACAAUGUGUCUCCGAUUCGGACGAGCAACAUUAAGAUUCGCACUUUGGAGAGUCGAUCUUUCACUCUUACACUGGACAGAGAUUAUCGCAGGACCUACAGAGAUGUGCAGAGCAUCGAGAUCUCACCGUGUCUUGAUCCGGGAUACUGCGUACAGAAAACCAUGAGAUCCAAAUUCAAGGUGGGAGAGGACAAAGAUGCUGGACUAAGCAAAUACAUAAGCAAAGGACUCCCUCUACCAAUCAACACAUUUGCUGGAAUCAUCACCUGACAUGAUGGAGUAACCCUGCAGAGAGGAGAUAGCGGGAAUGGUUGUUGCUUCGAAGAAAACAGAUGUUCAGUCUGACACAUAAAAAGACAAAAGAAAUCACAUUUGAGUCAUACUGACCUGUUCCUGAAACCAAAAGGUUUCAGUUGGCAUAUGUGAAACUUUAGGCCAAAUGCAACACAUACAGUAAGAGUGUGACAUCUUGCAGUCGAUGGAAUAACCAGUCGGCUCUUCAUGAGUGAACGACCAAUGAACAAUGCCAAAGAACAAAAUUGCUUGUGACACUGGAGAGACCGGCAAUAGAAAACAAGUAAGCAAAGAUGUGUAUACAUUAAAGAUUUCAGGACUACUGACAAUUGGAUCACUAAUCAUGUGACAUUAUCACAAACCUCCACAGGCAAUCUGGAAAAUCUGAUUUGAAGGGUUGAUUGUAACCAUUAUCCUACUUCAUGGACACACUACCGUUUACUGCCUUCUUGAAAACACACAUACAUACAUACAUACAUACAUACAUACAUACAUACAUACAUACAUACAUACAUAUAUACAUACAUACAUACAGUACACACAAACUAAUGCAGACAUACAGACUCACCUGGCCUGUCAGUUAUUGAAAUGUGCAGAUUGUUUAAAGCUGGUACGAUGACAGCUGACUAACUUGUUAUUCCACAUACCUGUUACAUGAUGAAAGCUGUUAUGAAGGUGCAAACGAUUGACAUCCGCCUUGGGUUAUGUGCUUGGAAAUGUUCUGGAAAGUUGAACCACUCUGCUCAGUGCAGAAGCUAGAGCCACGUGCAAUGUCGUGGAAUAACUACAGAACAGAAGAAACUUUUGUGUUUCACUGUAUCAGACACACACGGGGAUCAUGCACAGACUGAGCUACAUAAAGUAGCUGUUAGACCUCAGACUGCUGGCUUUGUCCUUGGAGUCACUGUCUACUAACCAGACGUGCAAGAUCCUGUGUUACAUGCUUGAUAAUAUACACGACGAAGAGCUAAACUUGGGGACACUCAAAAUUGAAUCUUGCACGACAAUCAAAAGUAAUACUUGCACACAAACCAGUAAAUGUCUCGUGUAUUAGCCUUGAGGUGUAAAUAAAAAUCACCUCUGACACUGUGGUGUGUUACAGUAGAAAUGAUAAAUGUGCUAAACUGCUUCUAUUUGCACUAAAACUGCAGUUUCCUUGUGGAAGUGGAACUUUAUGUAAAGCAUGUGGUAUGUCAUUACUUACCAUGUCAAAUAUAUGAUAUCCUCUAAGUUACAGAGGGCUGUUCAAGACAAAACACAACACAACUAUAUAUAUAUAUAUAUAUAUAUAUA